GAACAGCCUGGGACACCUGGGACACCAACCCAGGGCAGGACAUGGGCUCUGUGUGCUCUGCAUCCCUCAUUCUGUGGAAUCGGAAAUAUUCGUGCAGUGAACAGAAAGUGACCGAUAACUGAGUGACACCAGAGCACAGGUGCUGGUGAGGUGCUGGUGAGGCGCUGGUGAGGUGCUGGUGAGGCGCUGGUGAGGUGCUGGUGAGGUGCUGGUGAGGUGCUGGUGAGGGACUGGUGAGGUGCUGGUGAGGGACUGGUGAGGUGCUGGUGAGGGACUGGUGAGGUGCUGGUGAGGGACUGGUGAGGCACUGGCAAGACAGUGGUGAGGCACUGGUGAGGCACUGGUGAGGUGCUGGUGAGGUGUUGGUGAGGCGGUGGUGAGGUGCUGGUGAGGCACUGGUGAGGCACUGGUGAGGCACUGCUGAGGCGCUGGUGAGGGACUGGUGAGGUGCUGGUGAGGUGCUGGUGAGGAACAGGCCUUUGUGCAGGCAGGAGGAGGUGAGAGCUGUCCAAGGGCCUUUGAGUUUCACUGCCUGUAAUGGGCAGCGGCUGUGAAACUGUGAGGAAGGAAUUUUUCACAGAGUCAUGGAAUCACAGACUGGUUCGGGUGGGAAGGGACCUUCCUGUGUGUCCCUGUGGCUGGAGGGGCAGCGGCUGCUCUAGGGCCUGUGGGGGGACAGUAAAAUUCCCUGGGAGCAGGAAGGAGGGUCUGGACCCAGGCCCAACCACCCCAGCUAUAAAAAGCCGGAGCAGCCCCGUGUCCCCUGUGCAGGAGCUCAGGGGGGCCGGGAGCAGCACCCAGAGCCCACACCCAGCGCAGGGCACAGUCCCUCCCAGAGGAAGCGGCCGCGGCCCCGCCUGCGUCCUCCCAGUGUCUGGGGGUCCCUGCAGAGUCUCUGCCCACCAUGGAGCUCCUGCUGCUGCUGCUGCUGGCCGUGCCCUCGGCCAUUGGCAUCCCCCGACGCCGGCCAGGCCUUAACAGUGCCCUCAGGGAGAUUGAACUGAGUAUGGCCCCCAACUCCUUCGAUGACCAGUACUCGCGCUGCCGCAUCAAAAUGGCGAAGGCGCUGAGGGCGCUCAACCGCACCGAGUUUGCCACCAACAGCGACUACGCUGACGCCUGGCGCAAGGCCACCAUCAAAUGGCACAGCCGCAAACUUGUGGGGUCCCGGCUGCGGCGGGAACAGGCCAUCGCCCUCAUGGCCUACUCGAUGGAGGAGGGCCUAUACUUCGAGUUCAACAGGGCCGUGCGCAGCGCGGGGCGCUCCCUCCAGGAAUACCGGCACAACUUCCACUUCAAGGUGGUGCAUUUCCUGCUGACCGAGGCCCUGGAUGACCUGCGGGAUGAGGAGACCCACCCCCGCUGCCUCGACGUGUACCGGGGUAUCGAAGGGGUCCGGUUCAUCACUGAGCCUGGCAAGACCAUCCGCUUUGGCCAGUUCGCCUCCAGCUCCCUGCUGAAAAACGUCAGCGAGCACUACGGCACCGACACCUUCUUCGAGGUGCACACCUGCCACGGCGCCAACAUCCGAAACUUCUCCCACUACCCUAACGAGGAGGAAGUCCUCAUCCCGCCCUUCGAGACCUUUAAUGUCACCAGUGUCACCCAACAAGGGGCCAAAACCCACAUCGAGCUCCGCUCCCACGGCGUGUACAGCAAAUACAACUGCGCGUGGCUCCGAGGCAGCAGCAUCCGCAGGGACCCUCCACAUCUCAGGGGGCUCCUCCUGGCAGCCCUGGCCCUGGCAGUGGCCAUGGGCACCCCCUGAGCCACGAGGACACCACUGUCACCUCUCACCGUGCCCGGCCCAGAUGAGGGCUCAGAACGGAGCCCCCGGUGUCCCCAGGACGGGCCGGGGGGCACGGGGACCCCCCGCUGCAGGGGGACACUGGACAAGCCCAGGGGACGCCCUCCCUGAGCCAUGGCUGGGGGGUUGGGGGGCAGCUCAGUGGGGGCACAGGGGGGAUUUGCUUCUCUUUGGGGCUUUUUUUCUCCCUUUCAAUAUUUUAACUUUUCUUUCCAAUUAUUAAAGUGGUUUUAGCUCAA
Messenger RNA from Pseudopipra pipra, 2046 nucleotides. Its product is annotated as erythroblast NAD(P)(+)--arginine ADP-ribosyltransferase-like. Gene Ontology annotation, molecular function: NAD+-protein-arginine ADP-ribosyltransferase activity; NAD+ poly-ADP-ribosyltransferase activity. Bases 905 to 1768 code for a protein of 287 amino acids. Lineage: Eukaryota; Metazoa; Chordata; Aves; Passeriformes; Pipridae. The record is from RefSeq and is a predicted model, not a curated record. The transcript has 3 exons.